AUGGAGGAUAAAAUUGAAACCGUUAUUGAUGAGUUAAAUAAAGCAGAAGGGGUAAAAGGUGUAUUAGUGGCUGAUAAGCAUGGGCUAUGUUUAGGCGCUCGUGGUAUAGCAAAUCCAUCAUCAGCAGGAUUUGUAGCUGCAGUUGCAUCAAACGCCAGAGAAUUAUAUCAACAUGAUGAACAGAAUCGGCGACAAGGACUAAUUGAUAAUAAUAAUAUCGAUGGUAAUAGUGGAGGGCUGAUAACUAGCAAUAAUAGUGAGGGUAGUGGUGGAAAUGAUUCAAGUGUUGGUAGUGGUGGAAUAGCAGCGGUAGAUGAUAAUCUCAAAGAACAAUUGGGACAAAAUAGUGGAAUCGGUGGUGAUGGUGAUAUAGCAGGUAUUGGAGGGGAAUCAUUGUUGAAUAAUAAUAAUAUAACAAAAGAACAAAAGAUUUCACAAAAUCAACAACAAUUGACAUCGUGGUCGUCUACUGUAAAGAUAGAGACUGACGAAAAUAUGUAA
Ambispora gerdemannii is the source of this 501-nucleotide messenger RNA. The record is from the annotation of a GenBank genome assembly. Lineage: Eukaryota; Fungi; Glomeromycota; Glomeromycetes; Archaeosporales; Ambisporaceae.